Molecule: messenger RNA, 2108 nt
Organism: Racocetra persica
Lineage: Eukaryota; Fungi; Glomeromycota; Glomeromycetes; Diversisporales; Gigasporaceae
Source: the annotation of a GenBank genome assembly
ACAGACAUGGCAUUAUUUAGAUGAUGAGAAUGAGGCUAAAAAUUGGCCUCAAUCUUGCAUUGAAAAGUAUUGGAUUGGAUUACCUUUUGAAUCGAAAACAUUUGAAAAACCAAAAACAGCUUUCAAAGCAGCCCGAAAUGGGUUCGAAUUUUUUAAGCAAUUACAAACUUCUGAUGGACAUUGGGCAGGUGAAUAUGGUGGGCCAAUGUUUUUGAUACCAGGACUUAUUAUCACAAUGUUUAUUACACAUAUUCCUAUCCCGGAAUCUUGGAGAAUUGAAAUUAUUCGAUAUGUGGUAAAUAAAGCAAAUCCUGUUGAUGGUGGAUGGGGGUUGCAUAUUGAACAUCAUUCAACAGUAUUUGGAACUGCCUUGAAUUAUGUUGUGCUUCGUAUCUUAGGUCUUGAUCCCGAUCAUCCGGUAAUGUUAAAAAGUAGAGAAACUUUGCACAAACUUGGAGGUGCAAUUGGUGCGCCUUCAUGGGGAAAAUUUUGGCUAGCAUGUUUAAAUGUGUAUGACUGGGAAGGGCUUAAUCCAAUUCCACCAGAAUUAUGGCUCCUUCCAUACUCUGCACCGUUUCAUCCAGGUCGUUUUUGGGUUCAUACUCGUGCAGUAUACCUCCCAAUGGGAUACUGUUAUGGACAUAGAAUAAGUGCCGAAGUUACUCCAUUAAUCAAACAACUUAGGCAGGAAUUAUAUGUUCAACCAUUUGAGACAAUUAAUUGGUCUAAAGCCCGAAACAAUAUUGCAGAAGUUGACCUUUAUGCUCCGCAUACCAAAAUAUUAAAUUUUUGCAAUUCUAUAUUAAAUAUUUAUGAAAAACUUCCUAAUUUUCUUGGAAUUCGUAAUAUUUCUCUUCAAGAGAGUUAUGAAUUAAUUAAAUAUGAAGAUGAAAAUACGGAUUUUCUUGAUAUUGCACCUGUUAGUAAAGUAAUGCACGUUCUUUGUACAUACUAUGAAGAAGGGCCAGAUUCUAAAGCAUUCAAGCUUUCUAAAGAAAGAUUAAUUGAUUAUAUGUGGCUAGGUCCAGAAGGAAUGAUGAUGUGUGGUACAAAUGGUACUCAAGUUUGGGACACUGCGCUUACAGUCCUUGCCGUAAUUGAAGCAGGUAGUAAUUGCGUUUUAUCAAAUUUGGAUGCUCAAUUAUUUAAACUUGUUCUCUUGAUAGGACUGGCAGAUGAUCCUUCAAAUCACCAAUCAAUGAUACAUGCACUCGAAUUUUUAGACGAUGCGCAAAUAAAAAAGAAUCCCAAAGAUAAUGAAAGAUGUUAUCGUUAUAAAGCAUUAGGUGCUUGGGGUUUUAGUACUCGUGAACAGGGAUACAAUGUUUCAGAUUGUUCUAGUUUAGGUAUCAAAGCUGUACUUAGUCUUCAAAAAAAUCUUGGUUACACGCCAGAUUUAGUAUCUAAAGAACGAUUAUGUCAGACUGUUGAUAUAUUACUAUCUAUGCAAAAUACUGAUGGAGGAUUUGCGAGUUACGAGCGUACUAGAGGCCUAAAAAUUCUUGAAUGGUUAAAUCCUGCAGAAGUUUUUGGAAAUAUUAUGAUUGAAUAUAGUUAUCCAGAAUGUACAGCUUGUGUCUUAACAGCUCUAAAUACGUUCCAGAAAUGGUAUCCUGCUUAUAGGGCUGAUGAAAUUAAGCAAAUUUCCAAAAACGCAAUUAUAUACCUACAUAAUUCUCAAGAUGAGAAUGGAGGUUGGUAUGGCUCUUGGGCUAUUUGUUACACAUAUGCUGCCAUGUUUGUUAUUCAAUGUCUUGAAAAUUUUGGUGAAACAUAUGAAAACAGCGAGGUAGUUAGAAAGGGAUGCGACUUCUUGAUUUCUAAACAAAAGGAUGAUGGUGGUUGGGGUGAAUCCUAUAAGUCAUGUGAAGAAGUGGCUUAUAUACACCAUGAAAACUCACAAGUUGUAAAUACUGCUUGUGCAUUGCUUGCUUUAAUGGCAGGUAAAUAUCCAAAUGAGAGACCAAUUCAACGUGGUAUACAGCUGAUCGCUUCACGACAAUUCCCAACAGGUGAAUGGAAGCAAGAGGCUAUAGAAGGAGUAUUUAACAAGAAUUGUGCAAUUAGUUAUCCAAAUUAUAAAUUCAUUUUUACAAUUUGGGCAUUAG